Molecule: messenger RNA, 1269 nt
Organism: Brettanomyces nanus
Lineage: Eukaryota; Fungi; Ascomycota; Pichiomycetes; Pichiales; Pichiaceae
Gene: RPT4
Product: 26S proteasome subunit rpt4
Exons: 1
Coding region: 1-1269 (422 amino acids)
Biological process (GO): positive regulation of RNA polymerase II transcription preinitiation complex assembly
Cellular component (GO): proteasome regulatory particle, base subcomplex; cytosolic proteasome complex
Molecular function (GO): proteasome-activating activity; ATP binding; ATP hydrolysis activity
Source: RefSeq, a predicted model, not a curated record
AUGAGUGAAGAGAACGAUCCAUUACUUACGGCACUUAAUGAAGAGGUUGGUGGGAGUUCUGAAACUCCUGCUGCUGCAUCUGCAAUUGUUGCAGCACCCGUGGAUGAAGAGCGUGAAAGGGCACUUACAGCACUUAAAAACAAACUUAUAGAGCAUAUACAGUGGGAUUCACGGCUAAAAGAGUUAAGAAUGAGUAUUAAAGGCUCGGAAAAAGAAUUCCAGAAGACUGAGGAUGAUAUCAAAGCACUACAGAGUAUUGGACAAAUCAUCGGAGAGGUUUUAAAAGAAUUGGACCGUGAUAGAUUCAUUGUCAAGGCUUCAUCUGGUCCUCGAUACAUUGUGGGAUGUCGAUCCACCAUCAAAAGAGAAUUGUUGGUGAAAGGUGUGAGGGUGGCUCUAGAUAUGACUACUUUGACCAUCAUGAGGAUUCUUCCUAGGGAGGUGGAUCCUUCUGUUUACAGCAUGACGACGUUUGAGCCGGGUGAUAUGUCAUUUGCAUCUAUUGGUGGUCUUUCGGAUCAGAUUCGUGAGCUUAGAGAAGUUAUUGAGCUUCCUUUGAAAAAUCCAGAGCUAUUUUUAAGAGUGGGUAUCCAACAACCUAAAGGUGUCUUGCUCUAUGGUCCUCCUGGUACCGGUAAGACGUUGUUGGCUAAAGCUGUGGCUGCCACUAUUGGUGCCAACUUCAUUUUCUCUCCUGCUUCAGGUAUAGUGGAUAAAUAUAUUGGAGAAUCUGCCAGAUUGGUGAGGGAAAUGUUUAGUUAUGCCAAAGAGCAUGAGCCAUGUAUCAUUUUUAUGGACGAAAUUGAUGCUAUAGGUGGAAGAAGAUUCUCGGAAGGUACUUCUGCAGAUAGAGAAAUUCAAAGAACUUUAAUGGAGUUGUUAAAUCAAAUGGAUGGAUUUGAUUCAUUGGGACAAACGAAAGUAAUCAUGGCUACCAACAGACCGGAUACUUUAGAUCCAGCAUUACUUAGAGCAGGUCGUUUGGACAGGAAGAUAGAAGUCCCACUUCCAAAUGAAACGGGAAGACUUGAAAUUUUCAAAAUUCAUCUGACUGAGGUUCAAAAGAAGGGAGAAAUCGAUCUCGAAACGAUGGUGAAGAUGAGCGACGGUUUCAAUGGUGCAGAUAUUCGUAAUGUGAUCACCGAAGCAGGUUUCUUUGCUAUCAGAGAGGAUAGAGAUUACAUAAUUCAGAGUGAUCUGCUUAAGGCUGUCAGAAAGAUGGUGGAUAAUAAGAAGUUGGAAGGAAGGCUUGAGUACGAGAAGUUGUAA